Molecule: messenger RNA, 852 nt
Organism: Geodia barretti
Lineage: Eukaryota; Metazoa; Porifera; Demospongiae; Tetractinellida; Geodiidae
Source: the annotation of a GenBank genome assembly
AUGAUAGAAGAGUCGGUUUAUGAAGCAGAGAAGGCAGUUCAGCAAAGCUCUAGCAGUUUCAUAGCGAUGGAAGUGAAGGAGCACGUGACCCUGCUACCCUCAUACCUCGGUAGGCAGUGUCCUGUCGUUCUAGUAGUCCAUUUGUCUUUGAUCUCUGCCGUACAAGGGAGAGUAGGUACAGGAGUGACUGAGGAACUAGCCAGCCGUAUUCUCCACUACCACGCAGUGUACGGAGGAGUACUGAUGGCCUUUGAUCGUAUACGAGUCCUUCACAGAACAGGGCACAUAUAUGAUGAGUUGCCACAUAUCCAUAUCAACAUUGAAUACUCUGCCACCAUCUUCAGGCCUCAGGCAGGGAAUGUGAUGUGUGGGGAGGUAAACAAGGUUGGAGUGGACCAUAUUGGUUGUCUUCUGUUUGGCUGUUUCAACACUGCAGUCACAUGCUCACCUCUCGACCAUCUCACUAAAGAGCAAGAGGAAAAGAGGCUAAAGAGUUGGUGCAGCAGAGCAUUUGAGACUGGGGAAAGAAUCUGGUUUAGUGUCAGUCGCAUUGAGGUGACUGGAAACUUGCUUUCUCUUAGAGGAGACUAUUUGAUUGAGGAGGAAGAGGAGGGAAAAGCAGAAAAUGAUGUUGAAAAGUUAGAGACAAAAAAAGAGAAAAAGAAGAAAAAGAGGAAACAAAAGCAGGAAAAGGACGAGGAGGAUUCAGAGAGGAAGGAGAAAAAAGGGAAGAGAAAGCGAGAGGUGGAGGGGGAAGAAGGUGGGGGAGGUGAAAAGGGGGAGAAAAAGGAAAAGAAGAAAGAAAGCAAGGCUGAAAAGAAGAGAAAUAGAGUUAUGAAAGACAGUGCCUGA